GGAUAUUCAACGCCCGCAUUGGCACAAAACGAGGCCAAUCCAAUAAAAAAUGUUGCACUAACGGCAGAGGCAGCAGUUCAUUCAGACCGCUAGAGCAGUGAACAACGUCUCUUCAAGGAGAACAGUGGACAAAAGUGCUACAGCAAACACCUUCAUAUCAAAGCACAUUUAAAUCUAGUGUACAAAAAUAAGUGAUUUGAUAUUCAAAAACUGUAAAUACAAAUACAUUGUUUACUACAUAUUAAUUCAUUAAAAAUAAAAUUAGUUUUACUUAAAACAACACAGAGUGCGAUUUAUAAACAAGGCAAAAUGUGCUGCGCCAAACGCUCGAACCAUUUUUUGAAUUUGGUAUUCAUACUGGGUCUGUUGGUGUCGACCGUUGUAGCGGUGCCAACUUCUGUGCUGGUGCAGAACUCUGAAGUGACAUCCAAUAUUAAUGCGGCCAAUAAUAAUCACAAUCAAAUGACGAAAGUGAAACGUUCUUCAAAUAACGCAAACGAGAUGAUGUCAAAAGAGACUUCGAACGACGCAGCUUCCACAUCGGCUAAUAAGAAAUCCAGUCCUGAGGUACUACCGCCAGCGUUUAAUAUGCCCUCCGCUACGCAGCAUUCGAUCGGCAAUAACUUUGCGAAUGGUAACAAAGCGAGUGGUGAUGGAAACUUCAACUCUAUUUCAGAUAAACAGGGAACUGGUGUACUAACAAUGCCCUCGAAUGAAGAUAUAAUUAAUUCUGCCAUAGCUGCUGGUCUAACCGCUGCUGCAGUGGAGGCAGCCGCUGCGUCAAGUCAACGCGAUUUGGAACAACAACAGCAACUCAAGCAACAGGGUGAUGAAGAUGCGCCCACACUCUUGCAUAAGCGCGGAGUUUCAACUCCACAUUACCUCUACGGUGGAAUGAGCGUGGGCGGACCUUAUAGCUAUAACAGUGGCAAUGGCAAUGGUAAUAAUUAUGGAGUCAGUGGAGGUGGUAAAAACGUCUAUGGCGGUAGUGAUUACUAUAAUAAUGCAUAUCUGAAUAAUCAAUUGGCAAUUGGCGGGGAUGUGGGUCUGUCCGCGGUACCAAAUGGUGUUUGGGCUGAUGAAAUGGAUCCUGCAGUUGUUUAUACCGAUAUACAGGAAGAUGACUACUUGCCCGCACCACGAGCAUCUUCGCACCGCAGUAAGGCCUACGACAAUUUACAAAACAUUCUCAAUGCGGAAGCUUAUCCAGAAUCAAUGGCAUUGUCAUUGACGCAGCCUCAGUACACGAGUCGGUUUUAUGGCGCCUUAAAUGGUAAUAAGCGUUCGAAUAGAUACGAUGGCAACAGCAUAGGUGCUCACAGCGGCAAUAACCGAUUCGCCGAUAUGCGCCUCAAACGUGAUACUAAACUAACCCCUGCUGAUAUGCUGGCACUAGUUGCGCUAGUGGAGGCAGGUGAGCGCGCACGUAAGGAUACCGACACCGACACAAGUAACAGUUACAUGUACCCAUCAGUCGGCAUUUCGGCUGCACCUGAAUCCUAUGGAAGCAACUACAAUGGCAUGAAAAACUAUUAUCCAACUGCGCCUAAUGCUUACGACUACCCCGCCAACUUGGAUGAAUUGGACGACAAUGCGGGCACGUGGUUGGAACCAAACAUGGUGGAUUACUAUGGUGUGCCAAUGAAUAUGGAAACAAUACCUAAAUAUGAGCUGCAACGAGAGCACAAAUAUGCCAGUUCAUUGGGUGGUGGUAAUGGCAACCGUUAUGGAUUCAAGCGUUUCAUGGUAGCCAAGAAGAAACGUUCUAUGGGAAAUUUUCUAAACGAACCAGUUUCCAAGCCCAGCAUUAGCAACAAUGUCAAUGGUGAAAAAAUUUAUUAAAUGGUUGAUGCAUUUUCUGCGCGUUUCCUCCCUCGUUGGCAGAGGAAAUUAUAAUACAUACAAAAAUACAUAGACUAAGUAAAGCUCAAAAAUAUGUCAAAUUAGAAACAGGUUAUAAGUGAAAAAUAUUAUUAUACAUACCUAUUAUACUAUGUACAACCCACAAAAAUAUCAGCCACUAAUUCAAAAUGAUACAGAAAGUUAUGAAGGGUGAUGUAUAUUUUCGUUUAUUUUAUUUUAAUGAACUCGGUGCUAAAAGCCGCAGCAUUGGUAUGUAAAGGAUCCUGAUCUAGAUUUUUCCAAUAGGGCAGUCCAACAGAACGUAGAAGACCUCUUGCUUAAACUGAGUCUCAGAAUUUUAUUUGUGUUUUCUUGAUUUACGAUGUUUUUUUGGAACGUAUCUAAAACCCAACCACAUCCACUUAUUUCUCAAAAAUCCAAGAUGCGCAACUUAAUCGACUCCAGCAGACCAAUGCGUGGUUUUUGUUUACGAUAGCGAAAGAUUCAAAUCGAAAAGACAAACUAUCGAUGCGCGUGAACGAAUCAAAGUUAAUCAUUUUCACAAGAUCGACUAAAAUUUUGUUCGUCAAAAAUGUCUAAAGGAAUACAGAAACAGCUCGAUAAUCUGAACACUCGGUAAUCCAAGCACCGCGGUAAUCAAUUGCAUUGUAUCCUCUAAAAAUCGAAUAUUACAAUUUCUUUAUAUAUUUUUAAAGAAAUGAACAGUACUUUUUUGAAAGAAAAUUUCAUUUUGCUCACUGAAUUUUCUUAACCAUUUUUACACAAGGGUGGCUUUAAAUAAGCGAAGGAACGUUUCGACAAGAAAAAAUGCCUAAAAACUGAAAGUUGCGCAAAGAUCUGCUAACGCAAGUUCGAUCCUUAACCAAUUGUCCAAGUCCAACUAUUCAAUAUUGGUGUGGUUUUGGAAACAAUUUCGCUUAUCUUUGCGUGACUCUCCCGUUUCAAUGAUUGUCUGAAAUAGAGCUACAUACUAACAUAUUUCUUUAAAUUCAAGAAUUGUAAAACAGGUUUCCAAAAUAUUUAACAUCGACAUAUAAACGAUUGUGUCAAAAAGUCGUCUGAGAACUACAUAACAAUUAGUUAUUUUAUCUUACUCAUCAAACUGAUUUUUGGAUUUAUGAUAAAUACAUAAAUAUGGCACAAAAGAGAUUUUUGAAAUCAAUAAUAACCCUGCAACGGAAAUACUGGUACAGAACUAGUGAGUUCAUCAGUUUUCGGGAGUCGAAUACCGGUACCUUGCAAAUCUACCAGCCAUACUUUCUACUGUCGCAUUUAACAUGGAGUUGUCCUAGGAGGUGACAACUGACUCCCGCUGCGUAACUUUUCACUAGUACUUGUAGUAGUAACAUGUAACCUGUAACCGAACCACUUUUUUUCGUAGUGCACUUCACAGAUACUUUUUCAUAAUUAAAAAAAAAAAACGAACAUCAAGAUUUUAAAUUAUAUGUUCUGCAUAGCGAGAUUUGAACUUGAACACUUUCGGCCGCAACUAGUUGCAGCUAGCAUCUUUGCGCACUCAGCUACAGGCACAACAUGUAGGUGUGCUUUCAAAUGUUCGCUUUGAAUCAAGCCAGGCGACGAUUUGUUCAAAUUUAAGUUUGUCUUUGCUAUUUAUUUUCCUGUAAUCGAAUGUACUAAAGCUGCAGCGUGACGUUUGAAAUUGUAUUAUUGGGCUGAACUGAUUCUUGAUAAUUUUAACAAAAUUGUCAUUUGAACGCGCUAUAUAGUCGUUUGUGUAUCGAUCGACUUGAAAUUUUCACACAAUAAACUACAAACUAUUCAAAACAAUUUAAGUUUAACACCACUUAAUACUCAAUACAAAUAAAACUACAGGUUUAUAACUUUUUAAUGAGAAUUAAGAGGGUGUUUGUUUUCAAAUGCAAAAGU
Rhagoletis zephyria (snowberry fruit fly) is the source of this 3750-nucleotide messenger RNA. RefSeq lists its product as uncharacterized. NCBI's taxonomy places the organism in Eukaryota, Metazoa, Arthropoda, Insecta, Diptera, Tephritidae. The record is from RefSeq and is a predicted model, not a curated record.